AGCGGCUCGGUGACCCGGCAUUCCAGGGCAGCUAUGGCUGCCGGCAUCCCCUGUGCGCUGGUGACCAGCUGCUCUUCCACCUUCAGCGGAGACCGGCUAGUCCAGCAUAUCCUUGGAACAGAAGAUGCUAUUGUGGACGCAACUUCCAACGAUGCUGUGAGAUUUUAUCCCUGGACCAUUGAUAAUAAAUACUAUUCAGCAGACAUCAAUCUGUGUGUGGUACCAAACAAGUUUCUCGUCACUGCAGAGAUUGCAGAGUGUGUCCAAGCAUUUGUGGUUUACUUUGACAGCACACAGAAAUCGGGUCUUGAUAGCGUCUCCUCCUGGCUCCCAUUGGCAGAAGCAUGGCUGCCCGAGGUGAUGAUUUUGGUCUGUGAGAGAGUGUCAGAACACGGUGUAAACCGACAAAAAGCUCAAGAAUGGUGCAUUAAACAUGGCUUUGAAUUGGUGGAACUUAGCCCAGAGGAACUUCCUGAGGAAGAUGAUGACUUCCCAGAAUCUACGGGAGUAAAGCGAAUCAUACAGGCCUUGAAUGCCAAUGUCUGGUCCAACGUCGUAAUGAAGAGUGAUAGGAACCAAGGCUUUAGUCUUCUCAACUCCUUGGCAGGGACAAACCAUGGCCUUGAGUCCACAGAGACCUGUCACUCGGGGCAGCUCCGCCUGCCUGCAGCAGACAGGACUGAACCUCUCUCGGAUCAUCGGGGUGCCACGUCGAACGCUACAAGUGCCACGGUGGAUAGCCUUGUGGACCCCAUGUUAGAUCUGGAUAUUCAAGAACUAGCCAGUCUUACUACGAGAGGAGGAGAUUUGGACAAUUUUGAACGACUGUUUUCAAAGUUAAAGGAAAUGAAAGACAAGGCUGCGACGCUGCCUCACGAGCAAAGAAAGUUGCAUGCAGAAAAGGUAGCAAAAGCUUUCUGGAUGGCAAUUGGGGGAGACAGAGAUGAAAUUGAAGGCCUUUCAUCUGAUGAAGAACAACACUAGUCUCCCCUAGGGUCUUAACUCAUGACGAAGCUAGCAUUCCCCACCUGAGAUACCCCACCCAGCUGUGUUCUGUGUUACUGGAUUUCCCAUGAGCAUGUAGGCAGGCCCCCCGUAAUUAUUGAGGCGCUUAAAGUCCUUAGUAGGGGGUAAAGGGGAAGUCUUCCUCAGUAUACUGAAAAGGACCAAAGAGUAUGACAGUACUGAGUGAGGAUUCCUCUGGUAUUCUUCUUUGUUCUGGAAAUGGAAAUAGAACAGACCCGAGAGGUCUCUGUGGUUUACCCAAGUCAGAAGAAAACUGCCACGCCAUUGCUUGUCAACCUCUGACACCUAACUCCUGCUGCUCAGCAGGUGUGUGGGGAUUCUCCCUGCUGGAGGAGCCUGUGACUGUGACCCGGGAGGCUUCCUCAGCUGCAGAUAUGACAUGUGCUAUAUAUAGGAUGGGGUGGGGAAGUGGGCCCCAAGGUGGCAGCCCACAGGUUAGUCUCUAAGUGAAACACUGUGGCUUGGGUAUUUCUUUUGAAGUGCGGUGUCUGAGCUCAUGCUAGAAAAAUAAAUUGGAAAACCAAUGUGGAUUUUUA
Ochotona princeps (American pika) is the source of this 1562-nucleotide messenger RNA. RefSeq names its product alpha and gamma adaptin binding protein (gene AAGAB). NCBI's taxonomy places the organism in Eukaryota, Metazoa, Chordata, Mammalia, Lagomorpha, Ochotonidae. The coding region runs from base 34 to 984 and encodes 316 amino acids. The transcript is spliced from 10 exons. The record is from RefSeq and is a predicted model, not a curated record.